GUUGCAUUAGAUGAGCUAAUCCAACGGAUUAUUCUUCUAACACAACGGAUAGUGUUCCCGAAUUUUUUUUUUUUAUUUUUCAGUUGGAGCUAAUCCAACGGAUCAGUGGAGCUAAUCCAACGGAACAGCCCCAAAAAAUAAAAAAAGAAAAAAGAAUAAGACCUAAUACAACGGAUGAGUAAAAAAAAAACAAAAAAAAACCGGGAAAUGCUGAAAUAUUAGAGCCAAAAAUGAAAUUGAAACCCCUUUCCCAAACUUCUCCUUCCUUCGUUCUCCUCCCUAGCUCGCUGCUGCUCCUUCCUUCGUUCUCCUCCCUAGCUCGCCGCUGCUCGCUGCCGCCGCUGCUUCGUUCUCCUCCCUCGCCGCCGCUGGUUCGUGCUCAAAUCUCUAUUUAAGAAAUGAGUUAGAUGAAUUGAUCUUAGGUGCACUGACGAACUACAACGUUCUCUAUCUUAAAAUUGGAAUCUUGAAGCUAUUUCUUGUUAGGUACUUUCUACCAGAAACAUCAAGUGAAUUGUCCUCGAAAAGGAAAAAACAUCGAGGUCGAACAAUGCUCCACAGGGUUCACGCACGUUCAAGAGAGGAGCGUCUUGUGAUUGUUCUGAACUCAUUAGGUCAGCCAGUUGGACCUACUAAGGAGAUUGUGCAAGAGUUCAAGUUUUUUCUGGGAACGGUGGCAAGGGAUUCCGAACUUGCACCGCUUAACUACAGAACUUUUCCUAGCCUACCGACACUUGAUAAGAUAUUGGAUUAUGUCUAGGAGAAGUAUAUGGUCCCCCAUGCCGGGUUAAAUUGGGUGAUGGAUGCUGUAAAUAGUUGUUGGAAAUAUUAUAAAUGCCAAAUCAAGAAGAAACACUUCUAUGCAUAUGAUACGGAUGAUUUAAGGUGGGAACAUAAACCAGAUACAAUCUCCGAUCAGAUGUUCCUAGAUCUUCUACAAUAUUGGCAUACCGAUGAGGCGAAGGCAAUUAGCCAAAGCAACAAAAGCAAUCGUCUAAUGUUAGAUGAUAUGCACACUUUGGGACGCAAAUCAUAUGCUAUUUUACGCCAUGAGUUGAAACAACAAGAUCCCGACAAGAAAGAACCUUCUCAAGCAAAGGUUUACAAGGAAUCAAGAAAAAAAAGUGCUGAAAGGACAUACAUUAGCAGCUUUGAAAAAGCAAAAGAGAAUAUUGACAAAAUUGAUGCUUUGGAGUCAGCACAAUCACAAGAAGAUGGUAAUGUAUGCAAUGACCCUUACAGUGAAGUGAUUCCACCUUCUAAACGCAAAAGUUGUUUGCAUCUAUAUGGCUCGGGUGUGAAGAAGAGUGAUUUGAAGAACAAAGAUACAAAGUCAAAUUACAUACUCCCGGAGGAAUUCCUGGUAGGCAUAAAAACACAAUUAGUCCAAGAAAUUGCACCUACCAUCACCGCUGCAGUUUUGGAUUCGAUUCGCGAGGUGAACCCCGGGAUUAAUCUUGUGGUUCCUAGUACUCUGCAGCAAUUGACUCCGCAUGAUGCAUCUAGUGCACCAAAUCAAAAUACUGCCCAAAGUGGACAAUCUUCAAAAUCAUUUAAUCAGGUGGUUGAUGACGAUGAGCUACCCCGGGAUGAAUGAAGUAAGGACUAAUGUUGAUUUUAUGUAUCUAUUGCAACUUCUAGAGAGCUUUCAAAUUAAACGUUUGUUAAUUAAUUAGCUAGUGAACUUUCAUUUAUAAUUAGUUAGUAUUGACACUUCGUUUACUUUUGUAAUGCAACGAAUAUAUAUUAUAUGUACUUCGUUUAUUUUGUAAUGCAACGAAGAUAUAUUAUAUGUACUUU
Molecule: messenger RNA, 1800 nt
Organism: Chenopodium quinoa (quinoa)
Lineage: Eukaryota; Viridiplantae; Streptophyta; Magnoliopsida; Caryophyllales; Amaranthaceae
Exons: 8
Coding region: 770-1597 (275 amino acids)
Source: RefSeq, a predicted model, not a curated record